UACACUCACUUGUUAACUCACAGCUUACGGAUGGAACCUGAAGAAACCAACACCGCCGUCGAUGCUGACGUAAGCGGAGAUGAAGGGUUGCUCGGGUUAGGUGAAGGAGGUGGCAGUGGCGGCGGCGACGGCGGUGGUAGCGGUAGGGACAGAGUGAAGGGUCCUUGGUCACCGGAAGAAGACGCCAUUUUAAGCCGCCUCGUCAGCAAGUUCGGCGCCAGAAACUGGAGCCUCAUCGCUCGCGGGAUCGCCGGAAGAUCCGGCAAAUCUUGCCGGCUCCGGUGGUGCAAUCAGCUUGACCCUGCCGUUAAGCGCAAGCCCUUCACUGAUGAGGAGGACCGGAUCAUAGUUUCUGCUCAUGCAGUCCACGGGAACAAAUGGGCAGCCAUUGCCAGACUUCUACCAGGAAGAACUGAUAAUGCCAUUAAGAACCACUGGAAUUCCACUUUGAGGCGCCGGGGAGUUGAACUUGAUAAGAUUAGGCUAGAAUCUGGUAACAUAGUGGAUGAUGUUAGCUUGGACAAAGCCAAAGCAUCAUCUGAAGAGACUCUAUCUUGUGGAGAUGUUAAUUCCUUGAAAUCCUCUGAAGGAAGGGAUGUCAGUUCUGUGGAGAUCAUGGACGAUAAAUAUGAAGACAAAGCACGGACUGAGGGUCAAUUAUACCAUGAAGCCAAGGAUCCACCUACCCUUUUUCGGCCAGCAGCACGUGUAAGUGCUUUUAGUGUAUAUCCCUCUUUUGAAGGUUUACAGCCUUCAACAUCAAUUCAAAGGCCUGUUCCAAUGCAAGGACCCAUUUUGCAAUCAUCAAAACCAGAUAUUGAAUUUUUAAAAAUGGUUGAAGGGAUUUAUGGUGACCGUUCUGUACCUCACCAGUGCGGCCAUGGUUGCUGUGCUGUUCCAAAUGAUAAAGGGUACAAAAGCUCUUUGUUGGGACCAGAAUUCAUUGAAUUUUCAGAACCCCCAUCUUUCCCUAGUUUUGAGUUGGCUGCAAUAGCUACUGACAUUAGCAGCCUUGCUUGGAUUAAAAGUGGGUUGGAGAGUAGUAGCGUCAAAGUGAUGGGUGACACAGCUGGCAGGGUAAUAUCUAAUGAAUCUCAAGUACAUAUUGGCCAUUAAAAUGCCAAAUAAAUUUUCAGUCCUAUUCUAAGUGGGAGGGACAGAAUAAUGGGCAUGAAGACCAUAAUGAUGUCAACCUGUUUGCCUGGAAAGUAUAC
Messenger RNA from Gastrolobium bilobum, 1214 nucleotides. RefSeq names its product transcription factor MYB1-like. Gene Ontology annotation, cellular component: nucleus. Gene Ontology annotation, biological process: regulation of DNA-templated transcription. Gene Ontology annotation, molecular function: DNA-binding transcription factor activity, RNA polymerase II-specific; RNA polymerase II cis-regulatory region sequence-specific DNA binding. Lineage: Eukaryota; Viridiplantae; Streptophyta; Magnoliopsida; Fabales; Fabaceae. The record is from RefSeq and is a predicted model, not a curated record. Bases 31 to 1116 code for a protein of 361 amino acids. The transcript has 2 exons.